CUCGGAAGCUACGUUACUUCCGAGAGUCGCGUUGGCGUUUUCUAAACACAGACAGUCAUUUCGAUGAAGACAGUCCAGGUCAGAAGAUGUGGCGACUGUAACUGAAUCUGGAGACAGAUACACGGAUUGGACAUGCCCAGGUUGUUCUACCAUGGACACAGACAUGAUACCAACAUUCACUUCAAAGGACCAGGAGAUUGACUACUGGAAGGCCUUAUCCCUCAAGUAUAACAACAGCUACCAUGAGGCCCAGGAGGAGCUGGUGGAGUUCCAGGAAGGGAGCAGAGAGCUGGAGGCGGAGUUAGAGGCCCAGCUAGGACAGGCUGAACACCGCCUCAGAGACCUGCACACAGAGAACCAAAGACUGAAGAGCGAGUUGGACAACCUCAAGGAGAAGUUGGAGCAGCAGUAUGCUCAGAGCUAUAAGCAGGUCUCCAUGUUAGAGGAUGACCUGGGACAGACCAGAGGAAUCAAGGAACAGCUUCAUAAAUACGUCAGAGAACUGGAGCAGGCCAACGAUGACCUGGAGAGAGCCAAGAGGGCGACCAUCGUAUCUCUGGAGGACUUUGAGGGUCGUCUGAACCAGGCCAUAGAGAGGAAUGCCUUCCUGGAGAGUGAGCUGGAUGAGAAGGAGUCUCUACUGGUCUCAGUACAGAGACUGAAGGAUGAAGCCAGAGACCUGAGACAGGAGAUGGUGGUGAGGGAAAGGACUGCAGACAGAAUGUCAGCCCCCAGCUCUCCUACCCUGGACAUGGACAAGAUGGACUCUGCUGUCCAGGCCUCCCUGUCCCUGCCCGUCACCCCUGUAGGGAAGGGUAUGGAACACCCGUUCAUCAACCCUAAAUCAUCAGUGUUAACAAAUGGCUGUGGGCCUGGUGGCUCACCUCUGACCCCAUCAGCAAGAAUCUCUGCUCUUAAUAUUGUUGGGGACCUUCUUAGAAAAGUGGGGGCGCUGGAGUCCAAGCUAGCUGCAUGUAGGAACUUUGCCAAGGACCAGGCCGUGAGGAAAACCUACUCCACGUCGUCCACCAACAUGAUCACUGGGAACGGAAACCUCAUCAACAGCAACGCCACCAAGUUCUCCCACUCACUACACACCACCUACUACGACAAAACGGCUGUGAAUGGACUGGACCCCAGCACCCUGACUGCCCUGGCGUCGCCCCGGACUGUCUCCCCUCCUGGCAUGCUGCCUCUCACCGUUUAGCAUGGCCCCAACCUCUGUACAAGCUCCCCGCAGAACAAGGGUACCCCUCAUCCUUCACCCCAACCUCACAUCCUCCGUCAAAUCUCUGUACAACUCCUGUAUGCCCCGCAGAACACUGAGAGGAGAGAACACUUGAAGAACCGUUACUGUGUGUGUGUGUGUGUGUGUGUGUGUGUGUGGGAGAGACACUUGACUGAAUGAUUGAAAAGGCCUCACUCACCUAUGAGUGGGGUGGGGUUGGAUGCUGAGUGUGUUUGUGUGUAUUUAACAUACAGGCACAUGCCUGAGCUUUGCUCAUGUGGAUGAUGUGCUGGUGACCUCUGUGCUCUGGAGUGUCUCCAUUUUAGCUCCAUCAGUUUAUCAGUUUCACUCUAUAACAGCUAUAUAACAAAUGUCCCCAAUGGACUGCAGCGUCCUUCCUCUUAACCUUUUAUUUUCUUCUCUGGAUGAAUUGCACAAUUACAAAUAAUUUAUAUUUACAAUGUUGUAUUUAAAAAUGAAAAGGGACUUUUUGCAAAGUUAGAUGAUUUCAUCAUUACUGUAUGUAUGCUUUAAGAUGCAAUAUUUCCUGUUUGUUUGUUUGUAUGUUAUGGGGUCAGAUGGAGUUGAUGACCCUUAACCCCCAUGUUCAGAAGAAUGACUGAAUUAAUGUUUAUUGUGUUCAGCCUGUGAUCAGAACCAUGUUCUCUUAUUGGGCUGCAUCUCAAUAGUCCAGUUAAUAGCCUCAUCUCCUCUCCUUCCUCUCAAUAGUCCAGUUAGUCUUGGAGAGAAUGAGAAAACAACAGGACCGGUAAAAGCAAUGUGGAUGAUCUAUCUCUACCAGAAAUGAGCUUUCACCUGUAAUUUCCUUCCCAUCAGUGCAGAGGAGGGAAAGGAGAGAAGAUGAGGAAACCACUUUAUACUAUUGAGAUGCACCCCCAAGUCCCUAUUGUCCUGGAUGUGGGCUGACCAGACAGAACAGACCGGUCAGCUGGUGGACCAUCUGUAGUCUGGUAGGGAGGGAUGGACCUCCAUGUUAAAUAGCCUGGAAACAUCAGCUGCUGUCCUCUUCAUUAAUGAAGUUAGGUCUGCUUCACCACAGACUGUACUGUCCUAAUGGCACCCUCACUAUCUAGUGCACUCCUUUUGACCAUGGGGCAUAUUCCCUAUGUAGUGCACUCCUUUUGACCUGCAGAACAGAAUAUCCAGCAACAAUAACCCAGCAGUCCAACCAUCUAACAGGUAUAGGGUGAAGUUGCCUUAGAUGCUGACCCUGGGUCAGUUUUUCCCUUUACCCCACUAAUGGUUAGGAUUGGGGAGGGGAAGCUGAUCCUAGAUCUGUACCUAGGGGAAACCUCACCCUAGAGCUAUCUAACAGUGGGUCACGCUCAUCCCUUUUUCUGGACUAGAUCCUAGCCUGGUUAAACCAGACUGAAUGCUGUGUUCACCAUGAGGGGAGUGCUCAGUCUAGUUUUAAUCAGGCUAUUGGUGACCAUUUUGUCACGUUGGCUCCUGUCCUGUCGAUGAAACGUUUGUAAUAGAGAACCUCAUCUCAGAAUGACAUGCCUCUUCCUGGUCUCUGUCGUUGAUAUUCACUUAUGAUUUAUUUUACAUCCCCCAUUCUGCCUGUAUCUUCAUCUGGGGUUAAUAGUGCUCCCUCCUAUCACAGCCUUAAAUGAAAAGCCUUAAGGCCAGUUUCCUGGACACAGAUUAAAGCUGCAAUAUAUAGCUUUUUGGGUGACCUGACCAAAUUUACAUAGAAAUGUUAUAGAUCUGUUCUUUUCAUUGAAAGCAAGUCUAAGAAGGUGGUAGAUCUGUUAUUUGUCUAUGCUUCCUGUUUUAUAGUUUUGUUUUUGGGUCUUUUACUUUCUGUUUUGUACACCAGCUUCAAAUCAGCUGAAAAUACAAUGUUUUUGGUUAUGGAAAAUAUAUUUCACAGCGGUUUAGAUGCUACAAUGAUUCUCUACACUAUACUUGCUUGUUUUCUCACAAGUUGAAAUUCUAAUUCUAGCAACCAGGAAAUGGCGGUGCGAUUUCUGCAUAGUGCAUCUUUAAGCCUAGUCUUGGACUUAACACUUUCAAUGGAGAUUCUCCAUUCAGAAUGAUUUAGAAUCCAGCACUAGGCUUAAUCUGUGUCUGAGAAACUGGUCCUAAAACUAUUCCACCUAUUCCAGGACUAUCAUUUGGAGUGCUUGCUUACUCCCAUGGUCUAUGAUGUCACCCACCUUUACCACAUCACUCUGAGCUCUAUGUCAGCCUGUUGCUAUGUCCCCAUGUAUACAGGUUUGGAACUAAGCAUUGUAACUCUGUCUAACACAUUUGUACAUACCAACGUUUGGCAUUAUUACAGUUCUAUUUAUUUCAGAUGUCUUUAUGGCAUGUUUAAAAUGAAGAACCUGAGUUUUACUAUUGUACAUCAGUCCAAGAUCACAUAUCAUGAUGUACAAUUGGUUGUCCAGUCUGUUCGAUAAAAUGAAAUAAAGAUAUUGAAAAAUAAGUACUGAAACUUUGUUGUACAUCACUCAUGAUGCAGCUUAUAAGUCUGAUGAAAAAGUGAACCUAAAGGUAAUGUUUUCCUGACUUGUUGGUUUGAGAGGAUAGAAAGACCCGUAUUAUAGGAGUUAGCCUCCCACUGUUAUUGGCUACAAACACACAAUGCUGUCUCUUUCCAGAUGGACACACCCAACACACACACACUGUACAGAUCUGCUAAACACAGUGGGACAACUGUAACCCAAAAAUAUAAAGGGAAAUGUCCAGAAUACUCUUGUCACAGUUGUCAAAUAAAAUGUUCUUGAAAACAG
Molecule: messenger RNA, 3990 nt
Organism: Salmo salar (Atlantic salmon)
Lineage: Eukaryota; Metazoa; Chordata; Actinopteri; Salmoniformes; Salmonidae
Product: nuclear distribution protein nudE-like 1-B
Biological process (GO): cell migration; mitotic centrosome separation; chromosome segregation
Cellular component (GO): kinetochore; centrosome; kinesin complex
Molecular function (GO): microtubule binding
Source: RefSeq, a predicted model, not a curated record